This is a messenger RNA of Grosmannia clavigera kw1407, 1746 nucleotides long. Its product is annotated as yhr100cp-like protein. Bases 1 to 1746 code for a protein of 581 amino acids. Gene Ontology annotation, biological process: cardiolipin biosynthetic process. Gene Ontology annotation, cellular component: mitochondrion. The transcript is spliced from 5 exons. The record is from RefSeq and is a predicted model, not a curated record. Gene Ontology annotation, molecular function: phosphatidylglycerophosphatase activity. NCBI's taxonomy places the organism in Eukaryota, Fungi, Ascomycota, Sordariomycetes, Ophiostomatales, Ophiostomataceae.
AUGAACCUCAACCUGUCGGCUUCGGUCAACGUCUUCCGGCUGCUGGCCCGGCCGUCGCUGUGCAUGCCGCAGGCAGUCGUGCCAACGUUUGGCGACCUGCCCAUCCCGCUGGAUGGGGCGUUCAGUCGCGCGCAGCGACCAUCUGACGGUGCCCGCCCCGACAUCCGCGCCGUCGUGCUCGACAAGGACGACUGCUUUGCCGAGCCGGACAGCAGCGCCGUGCUGCCGGCGUACCGCGACCAUUUUGCCCGGCUGCGCAAGGCGUAUCCGGGACGGCGGCUACUGAUCGUGUCCAACACGGCCGGCGCGCUCUCGUACGACGGCGACGGCGCGCUGGCGGCCGCCGUCGAGCGCGACACCGGCGUGGCCGUGCUGCCUCACCGCACCAAAAAGCCCGGCUGCGGCGACGAGAUCCUGGCGUACUUUCGACAGCACCCCGAGACGGGCGUGACGGACGCCAGCCAGAUCGCCGUCGUCGGCGACCGCCUCACCACCGACGUGAUGCUGGCCAACCUGAUGGGCGGCUGGGCCGUCUGGGUGCGCGACGGCGUCGUGCCGCUGGCCGAGAAGAGCAUUCUACACAACGUCCCCAUCACGAGAGCAGCUCGUCACUGCUCGGCAAACAACAACGGUGUUACGACAAGGCCGGUCUGCAUCUGCAUCAUGGGCGGCAAGGUCUGGUCUGACGAAGAGGAACGAGUCUUCUGGUCCGAGAUCGUGCCCACGUCCAGCAAGCGACACCUGUUGGCGAAACCCUACACCGACGAUGCCAAGGGUUGGGAGUCGUUGCGCAAGGUGAUGCAGGCCAGCAUGGGUCGGCGAGCCCGCCGCAAAUACACGGCCCUUAUGCUCUAUGAGCACUAUUUCCAGAACUCUGUGCUCGAGCGAUUCUCGCCUAAUGCGGCCAGAUAUGUCCGAGACUAUAUCAGAAACGAGCGAUCCUCCACCGGUCAGGCUCCGAGUGAACGCAGCCGCUCGGUCAUGCGCUUCGUUCAACGUGGAAGCGGCAGUGGCCGACGUCCAAAGAACGCACACGCGUCCCAAAGUCAGGACCUGGAUCAGCAAGACGAGAAUCAAGCCCAUCGUCAGAACCGACCACAGCAAAAUUCCAGUCGCAGCACCCGGACGCUAUCAUCACCAGUGCCACGACAGCUGCAGCUGCAGUUUCCGCUACCUUUACCAUCGUCGCCGAUGCCACCACCUCCGCCCCCUCCAGCUCCUGUCCGGUUGCCCCCUCUGUCUGCCAUGGAGUUGCCUCUGUAUGUCUGCACCGAGGAGUCGGCUCUCUGUGAGCCGGACUAUGACUUCAACUUUCACUACAAGCAACCUACGUAUGAGAUGCCGCCCUUUGUGCCGCCCUCGACGUACCAACCGCCAGACAACAAAGCUGCCGUGUUUACGGCUCCGAUCUACACAGCUACAGCCUAUGCGGGUGCAAUUCACGACGGUCCUGUCUACAGAGCUCCAGUCUCCCGGGCUCCUGUCCACGGUGUUCCCACUUACAAGGUUCCUUCCCACCAGACCCCGAUCUCCCGGGGUCCCACGCCGGCCGACGAUUCUCUGUUUGUGAAGCAGGAGGUGCCUGUGCCAGAGCCAGAAGACUUCAAGGUCCCUGUGCAUCGCUGCGAGGAGUUGCACCGCCAAGAUCAGAUGCGCUGGCACGGGGAGCUGCAUCGUCGUGAGAGGCUGCAGUACCACGAUGAGCUGCAGCGCAGCAAGAUGGUUUCUGGAGAGUGGUAUGAGUGA